GGACGCAACCAUCUGCGGAAAAGAUAGGGGGGAGGAAGACUUAACACUGCAACAAGAGGUACAAAAAAGACGGAAACUCAGUGAACAGGACCCAGCGAACCAUGAUAUAUUGCUUUAUACUCUAGGUCGCCCACUUUAGGCUUCCUUCUCGUGCACUUGGUCAAUACCGCGCUCGCUGACCACACUGGCGACUUCCCUCCAUGUCGCCCCUCCGAGAAGUCUGGCCCACUCUGCGGGCCAAGAAAGGUGACCGGGCUUCCUUCCGGCUUGCUAAGCGGAGGCCGGAAGCGGUGGUUUUUAGCGGCUCUCUGGGUAGUAGGGUGGUGUAGUAGCGGCAGCGAGGGGCUCGCAGAGGUACUCGGAUUCUCGUAGCUGUGCCGGGACUUAACCACCACCAUGUCAAGCAAAAGAGCAAAGACCAAGACCAAGAAGCGCCCUCAGCGCGCAACAUCCAAUGUGUUUGCCAUGUUUGACCAGUCACAGAUUCAGGAGUUCAAAGAGGCCUUCAACAUGAUUGAUCAGAACAGAGAUGGUUUCAUCGACAAGGAAGAUUUGCAUGAUAUGCUUGCUUCAUUGGGGAAGAAUCCAACUGAUGAUUAUCUGGAUGCCAUGAUGAAUGAAGCUCCAGGCCCCAUCAAUUUCACCAUGUUCCUUACCAUGUUUGGUGAGAAGUUAAAUGGCACGGAUCCUGAAGAUGUCAUCAGAAAUGCUUUUGCUUGCUUUGAUGAAGAAGCAACUGGCACCAUUCAGGAAGAUUACCUGAGAGAGCUGCUGACAACCAUGGGGGAUCGGUUUACGGAUGAGGAAGUGGAUGAGCUGUACAGAGAAGCACCUAUUGACAAAAAGGGGAAUUUCAAUUACAUCGAGUUCACGCGCAUCCUGAAACAUGGAGCAAAAGACAAAGAUGACUGAAAGAAUUUCAAAUUCCAGCCAAACGUUCCUUGUUGCCACUUUGGGUAUUUUUGAGAUUUUCUCUUGCAUGCCCUUAGCUUUACAGCUUUUGCAUUUCCUGUUGUAUUUAUUCUUAGCCAUUUUGGGCAUAUGUAUCUUUAUACUCAGACUGGAAAAGGGACUUUCUAUUGAUAUCAUUUUCAGAAUAGAAAAUAGGGUAAUUUAACCUACCAGCCCUUUCCCCUAAUAACUGUGGUCUAUACAGAGUCAAUAUAUUUUUUUCAGAGAAAGUUAUUUGCUCGAUUUUUUCUGAAUCAUAAUUAAACUUUAUGAUAAAACA
Macaca mulatta (Rhesus monkey) is the source of this 1231-nucleotide messenger RNA. It is a transcript of the gene MYL12A, whose product is annotated as myosin light chain 12A. The record is from RefSeq and is a predicted model, not a curated record. Gene Ontology annotation, molecular function: calcium ion binding. Lineage: Eukaryota; Metazoa; Chordata; Mammalia; Primates; Cercopithecidae.